Molecule: messenger RNA, 2094 nt
Organism: Paramecium tetraurelia
Lineage: Eukaryota; Ciliophora; Oligohymenophorea; Peniculida; Parameciidae
Exons: 4
Source: RefSeq, a predicted model, not a curated record
AUGUUAUAAGAUGAGAUCAUGAAACCUUCUUUUAGGUUAAGCGAUUUAUUGAAGUUCGAAGACCAAACUCUCUUUCUAGACUCUCCAACGAAAAGAAAGUCAUUGGCUCCUCCUAAACCUCUCCAAAAACACAUAUUUGACAUUACCAAUGGAGCUUUUCAGUUCACUAUUACAGAAUUCACUUAAAGCAUUAAAAAGGAAAGAGUGCCUAUAUAAAAAAAUCUAAUCAAAAGAAUUAGUGUGUAUGUAGAGAAUGAAUGCUAGCAAUUGCAAGUGCAAUAAUAAUUGGAAAAGCGCAUUUAAUAGAAAAUUCUUGAGGAUCUUAAUUUACUAGUUUUUGCAUUAUGCCAUAUUUCAAAACCAAUUGUUGACUUUCUUGAAAAUCAUUUCAUAGAUUAUGCAGAAGAGUUGUAAAUAACCAUUUGGGAAAUUAAUCUCUAACUUUUUCAACCCAAAAUUGUUGAAUUGAUUAAAAAAUAUAUAGCCACUAGUAUGAACAUACUUCCUGGUAGUUUAUAUUCUCAAUUGCUCGAACAAUCACAUCAAUUAUUAUGCAGUUUAUCAUUUGAAGUUAGCGAUUAGAUUUGCUUAAUUUUAGAAGAAUGCAGAGGCUAUAUAGAACCAUUUAUUUCUAAAUUUCGAGAAAGAAAUAUCCCAUAAAUUUUAUUAAAUAAAUAUACCAUCUUAGCCUUAUUUUAAGAAUUAAGUUAGAAUUGCUAUUAGACUAUAUAAGACCUCUUGGAAUUUACAAUAUUUCAUUAUGCUGAGCCUGACGUUGUUGAAAAAUUCAUGAAAUAUGCUAUCGAAAAUUAUGAUACCCUAAUCUUGAAAAAUAAAAUGCUAUCUAAUUCAGCAUAGCAAAAUGAAAUUAUUAGCAGACAAACAGUUGACUAAGUAUUAGACUGUCUAUAAUAAUGUAUCACAAAUAAAACUAAGUCAAUUGCUGUCUAUAAAAUUUAAUGUAGGCAAAAGUUGCAAAAAAAAUCAAGUGAAGAUGAUGAAGAUCAAUGUACUCAAUCAACUGAUAUUAAAUCUUUUAAGAUGCAGAAGGAUGCGAGAUAUUAUUUAAAUGGACUAUACUUGGAGAGUGAGGAUCCUUAAUCUAAAUUUAUCAUCUAUGUAAUGAAUGAAGAAUUUAAAGUGAUAUAUGCUCCACUUAUCAGUAGAAGGUGGGCAUUUUAGAAGACCUUUGUGAUUGAUUAGUAAGAUAAGGAUGGAUUCUUUAAGAAAGAUUCUAAUAGAAAAUCAGGUUGGGGAGUAUACCCAGUAAAAUAUAAAUCAAUGAAGGAAUUGGUCCACUCUAAUUGGGUUCAUGAGUAAUUGGCUCUGAUGAUAUUGAAUUAAAAUUAGGAGGAUGUGUACUAAUAAAGAAGGAAGGUUGAAGGAGAGAUGGAUACUAUGUUUGGAUCAUUCUUAGCUAAUGUUAGUAGAAAUAAAGAAUUUUUGAAAAAUUUCGGUGAAAAUGCAGUGAAUAAUGGAUGCAUGCAACAAUUGGUUGUUUAUAUGCCUUUGCUUAGAGAUUUUUUGAAUUUGGGAGGUUUUGGAGCUUAGGCAUUAUUGACCAGUCAAGAAAUAUACACUCCUUAGAGAACAUUUACUUCGACUUUGGCCAUCUCAACGUCAUUGGUGUCAGGAGCAAUAAUUGGAUAGGCUCUGAUUCCAAUUCCUUUGGUGGGAGGGAUUGUUGGAGGGAUAAUUGGAGGAUACUUGGGGAAUAAGGGGAUGACGAAUUACACGAAGAGUAGAAAUGAGAAGAAGGCUUAGGAGAUGGUGUAGAAGUUAUUACAAACUUAAUUGCAAGAUGGUCAUUGGGAAUGCAAUAAGAUCAACUUGGAUAUUAUGGUUAUAAAUUUUAAAAUAUUAAAUGAUCACAUGCCCAAGGUGUUAAGUGAGGAUAGUGACAGACAAACGAAGUGGAUGAAUUUAGUAAUAUUUGCUGUUUUGAGUUUGUUCUUUAAUUCCAACGAAAUGCCAGGAGUGUGGCAGGAAUGUUUAGAUUGUCUACUAAAAUAUAUACAACUUGAGAAAAUAUCAAUGGCAGAUACUCUAGAUAAUUUAAAAUAGAUAGUUGAAGUCAUAGUAAAAAAUCUUUGA